This is a messenger RNA of Apis dorsata (giant honeybee), 3123 nucleotides long. RefSeq names its product stress-activated protein kinase JNK (gene bsk). The coding region runs from base 1699 to 2868 and encodes 389 amino acids. Lineage: Eukaryota; Metazoa; Arthropoda; Insecta; Hymenoptera; Apidae. Gene Ontology annotation, cellular component: nucleus; cytoplasm. Gene Ontology annotation, biological process: JNK cascade; protein phosphorylation. The record is from RefSeq and is a predicted model, not a curated record. The transcript is spliced from 12 exons. Gene Ontology annotation, molecular function: JUN kinase activity; ATP binding.
GCGUUUCGUUUAGUCGGUAAUCAGAGACACGAAAGUUCUGUAAAAGUUACAAAAAAUUGCGUACAAGGUGAACGCGAAUGCGAACAUGAACGUGAAUGCAAAUUGAGACACACAAAUAUAGGCUGAAUUGUAUUCGAAUGAUAAAAAAGGAUUUGCGAUUCUCCGAUUUCACGUAAAUUCGUGGCGUAUUUGUGAAAAAGAAACUAGUGUACGAGAGAAAGCGAGGUUAGGAAAAGUAGGACGGUGGCGUUGUUGAAGCGACGCGACACGAUACGACACGACACGACACGACGUAACACGACGAAAAACGACCCGGCACGAUUCGUCACGACUCCCGACGACGAAACACGACUCGACGCAUCGGCUUUAUUCGGCUUCGACGACGUCCUCUGUAGGAGAAGCGGAGGUAGCACAACGCGCAGCUUCGAUUUCGAAUCUCUAGUUUCCCGCAGUGAAGGAAUCGCAGUCGUGGGGGGUGCGCACGCGACUGCCCUCUGUUAGCGGUUUGGAAAUCACGUGGAAAAAGGAGCGGAGCGAAGCGGAUUUUAGUCGCGGACGGUGUGCCUCGCAGCACAGCUUCGAGAGAAAGAGUAAGAGGAAAAGAAAAAGAGAAGCGGUGAGAGGAGUGGUGAGGGACGGUGAGGUGCGGUAAGGAGAGAAGAGAAGAGGUGUCGGUGUACGGGAGUUGGUCAUUGUCAACCGGUGGUGAUCGAAGGGUUUGCGUAUUCGCGAGUAACAACCAAGCAAUUUGAGGUUAGCUCAAGGGAUAGCUCGGAGCGAGCGCGAUCUAACUCGAGUCUCUCGAGCCCGCGUCCUAUCGCGUUUCGGGCUCCAUGUUGCCGCUGGUGGAAUGACGUCAUCGAGUGUUGGUGCUUCGAGAGUGAGCUCCUUCCUUACCCGUUCUAUCAAAGUUACCCGAUCAUGUUUUCGUGAUAAAUUCUAAGAUAUUUUGGUGCGGGAGACUCGGUGAACUCGGUGAACUCGCAGUGAUUAGCGGCGGUCGCCGAUUAGCACUACUGUGCUCGGCUGCCACGCAUCCACCACCAGAGAGAUCACUUGCGAGGGACAUGGAACUUGUUGUCGUAGCUUCCUGAAUCGGUACGUAAUCGCAGUGGACUUGUUUCUACCGAUAUAUCGAACUCGCACGACUACCGUAUGAUCGAUACAUAUCAUCUUCGAUGCUAUCUCUACAUUUAGAAGAUCUCGCUCCCUUCGGAUUCAGUCGCUCAACGUCGACCUUUCACAAUGGCCGCUCGUUUAUGCCCGUCUAAACGAGCCAUCGAUCAUGGGGGAUCACUGUAGACACCUCGAGGGGAGAGAGCGUCACGUUUCCCCUUUGACGUCCCACGAUUAGCAGUUAUCUCGGCUAAUCGGUGUUCUGGGGUCUCUGUCGCAGACGAAUCCGGCGCGCAUAAGAAGCGAGCAAAGCGGCGGGGCGGCGGCGGCGUCGUCCGGAAGCGAGGAGCAGAGAAGAAACGGCGUGGUGCCGGCGCCGGUCCCGAUACCGGUCCCGGUGCACGUGCCCCUCGGACCGAGCAGAAAACAGGGGCAAGAGGCCACGUUUCCUUUCGGCCAGGUACGCUCGCACUACGGUCCAAAGUGGCUAAGAGCGUAAGUCCUCAUCGAGUGCACCAGGAGUGCUCGAGCGGAGGGGAGGUGCAGGUACAGGUGCAGCAGGAGAGACGAGCACCGAGGCGCAUGCCUUACCUGGGGCCUGAUAUGACAACCCGGCUAUCCGCCAUGUUUUACACGGUCGAAGUCGGGGACACCAGAUUCACCAUUCUCAAGCGGUAUCAGAAUUUGAAGCCGAUCGGUUCCGGUGCACAGGGAAUCGUUUGCGCGGCGUACGACACGGUGACAGCGCAGAAUGUCGCGAUCAAGAAACUCUCGAGACCUUUUCAAAACGUUACGCACGCGAAGAGGGCCUACAGGGAAUUCAAGCUGAUGAAGUUGGUCAAUCACAAAAACAUAAUCGGUUUGUUGAACGCGUUCACGCCACAACGGUCCUUGGACGAGUUUCAAGACGUUUACUUGGUGAUGGAACUUAUGGACGCGAAUUUAUGCCAGGUAAUCCAGAUGGAUCUGGAUCACGAACGUAUGUCUUAUCUGCUUUAUCAAAUGCUGUGCGGCAUCAAACACUUACACUCGGCCGGUAUCAUUCACAGGGAUUUAAAGCCGAGCAAUAUAGUGGUAAAGGCUGACUGUACAUUGAAGAUUCUCGAUUUUGGCCUGGCCAGAACAGCCGGGACCACUUUUAUGAUGACGCCAUACGUUGUGACACGAUAUUAUAGGGCGCCAGAGGUGAUCCUCGGGAUGGGAUACAAGGAGAACGUGGACAUUUGGUCGGUCGGGUGCAUAAUGGGCGAAAUGAUUCGGGGUGGCGUCCUCUUUCCCGGAACGGAUCACAUCGACCAAUGGAACAAGAUAAUCGAGCAACUGGGAACGCCGGCGCAGGAAUUCAUGCAGCGGCUCCAGCCUACGGUCAGGAAUUACGUGGAGAACAGGCCACGGUAUCCGGGAUAUCCGUUCGACAGGUUAUUCCCGGACGUCUUGUUUCCAUCGGAUUCGUCGGAACACAACAGGUUGAAAGCUAGUCAAGCCAGGGAUCUAUUGUCGCGCAUGCUCGUGAUCGACCCCGAACGACGCAUCUCCGUCGAUGAUGCUUUACUACAUAAUUACAUAAACGUGUGGUACGACGAGGGCGAAGUCAAUGCCCCUGCACCAGGUCCGUACGACCAUAGUGUCGAUGAGAGGGAGCAUACGGUGGACCAGUGGAAAGAGCUGAUCUACCAGGAAGUGAUGGAAUACGAGACGAGCCAUAAUCCCACAACAGUAGCUCAAACGUCCGAGAGCGGAGAAUCCCGGUAGACACGCAAGAACUACUUGCUAUCUUUUUGCGUCAACGACGCAUCUAGACUGUCCGAUCUGUUAUACGUACAUAUAUAUACACACGUAUCCCUCCCGUAUACACACAGGCAUGCAUACAGAGACACACACAAAACCGUAUUUCAAUAUAAGCGUGUGUAUAUCUAUGUAUGUACGUAUAUGUAUAUAUACAUAUAUACAUACACAUAUAUGUAGUAUAUAUAUAUUUCGUGGAAAUAUAAAGAUGGGAAAUAACGA